GGAUUUGUAAGUACAUACUUCACGCUGGCUUGCAACUUCGCGCAGUUUUAAACGGUGCUGCGAAAUCGAGCUUCUUUAUGACUUUAUCUGCUGAUUUUUUGCAAACAAUACGGAAUCGCUUUUAGAAAUUUGUUGUUGGUCCGCUCCGUCAUUAAUCAGUCUACAAUAUGGACAAGGUUAUCGAUGCAGUUUCCGAUGCUUUGGGCACCAACACCCCAGCCAAAACGGCGCUGAUUAUUCUGUCCGAUGGCGCUGAAGAGUCGGAAGUUGUUAUCACUGCCGACGUUCUGUCCCGUGGAGGCUUUAAAGUUACCAUUGCUGGAUUCAGUGGGGAAAGUGCGGUGAAAUGCAGCCGCGGAGUGCAGAUCAAGCCGGAAAUGAGUCUGGACAAAGCCAUGGACCUUGCUGAAACGAAGCCCUAUGAUGUCGUUGUCCUGCCAGGUGGCCCGCAAGGAACGAAAAACCUGACCGAAUCUGUUGCUGUAGGAAAUUUGCUGAAACGCCAGGAGAUGAAUAAUGGAUGGAUUGCUGCUAUCUGUGGUGGUCCGAUGGCGCUGCGAUCUCACUCUAUUGGCGUGGGGAAAUGCAUAACUGCUCAUAAAUCGAAGUGGGACGAGUUGAAAGCUGGAGGACAGCAUAAAGUCUGCACCGCUCGAGUGUGUAUUGAUGGUCAUCUCAUCACCAGCCAGGGGCCGGGAACCGCUUUUGAUUUCGGUUUGGCUAUUGUGGAGAAGCUAAUUGGGCCGGAAAACAUCCCGAAACUUCAGGAAGAUCUGGCAUUAAAAAUCUGAAAAGCUUUGUCGGCUGGCUGAUUUCUGAUCUGCAUGGUUCUUCUGUGUUUCCAUCUUUUUUAUUCUCUCUAGUUGUGGCGUUAGUUUGGUUAAAGCGAGCUGAAGAAUAACUAUGUUCUGGACAUUUUUGUAACAGUACGAUAAAGAAGAAGACUAUUUGUG
Messenger RNA from Paramacrobiotus metropolitanus, 953 nucleotides. Its product is annotated as Parkinson disease protein 7 homolog. The record is from RefSeq and is a predicted model, not a curated record. Gene Ontology annotation, biological process: protein deglycation, glyoxal removal; guanine deglycation, glyoxal removal. Bases 168 to 791 code for a protein of 207 amino acids. Gene Ontology annotation, molecular function: protein deglycase activity. NCBI's taxonomy places the organism in Eukaryota, Metazoa, Tardigrada, Eutardigrada, Parachela, Macrobiotidae. The transcript has 8 exons. Gene Ontology annotation, cellular component: nucleus; cytosol.